This is a messenger RNA of Syzygium oleosum, 1783 nucleotides long. Its product is annotated as carbon catabolite repressor protein 4 homolog 5. The record is from RefSeq and is a predicted model, not a curated record. The coding region runs from base 64 to 1611 and encodes 515 amino acids. NCBI's taxonomy places the organism in Eukaryota, Viridiplantae, Streptophyta, Magnoliopsida, Myrtales, Myrtaceae. Gene Ontology annotation, molecular function: 3'-5'-RNA exonuclease activity. The transcript is spliced from 15 exons.
CGCUCCGGCUGGGAAACGCUCGCGCCAAGAAACGCCUCCCGCCGCCGGCGAACUCCCACGGCCAUGGCGAAACGGCGCCGCCGCCGCGAAACUCCUUGUUCCGACGGUUCCGACUCUCUCGCCACUCGCUUGAACCAGCACAACCGUCGUCCAGAUUCAUGCGAAGAAGCGGAGUCUCAGAGCGGGCGCCGCCGUAAAGCGAAGAAGGUAAAGACGUUCUCGGCCUCCGAAACCCUACUCGUUCAAUCCGAGACGACCGGAGCUUCUUCCGCUUCGAGCCGGUACGCUUCGCUCGCGUGCUCGAUCGAGCUGCGUCGCGAGGCGAAGCCGAGGAGGAGGGAACCGAGUAGGCGAGGGCGAGAGGAUCGUCGUGAAUGGGCCUACGCUUCGCGCGAUCUUUCUGGAUGUGGAGACAAGGUUGUGUUUGUCUCCUACAACAUAUUGGGUGUCGAGAACGCGGCGAAGCAUCAAGACUUGUACGCUGAAGUUCAGCCGAGGUUCUUGAAGUGGAGGCGCCGGAAGAAGCUCAUACGCGAGGAGCUUAAGCUUUAUGAUGCCGAUAUCGUUUGCUUUCAGGAGGUGGACCGCUUUGACGAUUUAGCUGAUCUUCUUAAGAAGGAUGGCUUUGGAGGUGUGUACAAGGCUCGAACAGGUGAAGCAAAUGAUGGAUGUGCCAUAUUCUGGAAAGAUGAUCGAUUAACCCUUGUCCACCAAGAUAAUAUAGAGUUCAAGACUUUUGGACUUCGUGACAAUGUUGCUCAACUUUGUGUUUUAAAGAUGAAGCAAAGAGUUGUAUCCAACUCACCUGCACAGUCAUCCGAGAGUCCGAACGACCAAAAUCAGCUUUUGCUUGUCGCCAACAUCCAUGUGCUGUUUAACCCAAACCGAGGAGAUGUCAAGCUAGGUCAGAUUCGACUGCUUCUUGAAAAGGCUCAUCAGCUAUCCGAAAUCUGGGGCAAGAUUCCUGUUAUAAUUGGUGGGGACCUGAACAGCAUGCCCCAGAGUGCCAUUUAUCAGUUUCUUGCUUCAUCAGAGGAACCGAAUGGAUAUUCUCUCCUUUGGAAUUUACUGCAGUUGGAUAUCCAACUACAUGAUCGCAGAAAAAUCUCCGGACAAAUUGGCUGUCUAUCGGCAAAUAGUUCUGUCAAACAUCAAAACAGGAAUUCAUCGAGCAUCAAAUGGAUGCCUGCAUCGAGGCAAUGUGUAAAUAGGUGGAAUGAUGACGAGUUAAGACUUGCCACAGGCAGCGAAAAAGUUACUCAUCUUCAGCACCACCUAGAUCUCUGUAGUGCUUAUUUUGGUAUUCCAGGAAGUUGCAGAACCAGGGACAACUGUGGGGAGCCCUUGGCAACUUCUUACCACUCCAGGUUCAUGGGAACUGUCGAUUAUAUAUGGCAUACGAAGGAACUUGUUCCUAUUAGAGUUCUUGAAACUUUACCUAUUGAUGCUUUAAAUCGUACAGGAGGUCUUCCAAGUAAGAAAUGGGGGAGCGAUCAUCUUGCUCUGGUAUGUGAACUAGCCUUUUUGGACAGAGCAAUCACCUUCUUGGGAAAUCAUCAAUCUCCGAAUUUCUCCAUGACAACUGGAAUUUCGCCAGAGUAUCUCCCUUGAUAGUCUCAAUUAGUUUUAUAUACAACAUUCACACGCGCAUGCACAUACACCCCUUUAGGUUAGAGGAGUUUCUCGCUACCAAAGGCUUAACUAUUGAGCUCUCUUAAGAGGAGAUUUGAAGUUCUCAAAACUCUCAUGUGCACAUGAGAUCAUCUUCUUCCAUAGGAUUUUU